Molecule: messenger RNA, 4551 nt
Organism: Frieseomelitta varia
Lineage: Eukaryota; Metazoa; Arthropoda; Insecta; Hymenoptera; Apidae
Product: protein sneaky
Exons: 7
Coding region: 1563-3734 (723 amino acids)
Cellular component (GO): membrane
Source: RefSeq, a predicted model, not a curated record
GCAAAAAUCCUCCUUGUGCUCAUUGGCAUUCGUUGUUCGUACUGUCCCUGUUUCAGCGGAAUAAAAAUUGACUUGACCGAGCGAGUUCUGGUUUAAAAAAAAAAAAAAACGACAAAUUCCUUUGCACGAAGAAGAUGCAAAAAUCAAAGAUACUGCUCACUUUCUCUCUUUUUUUUUUUUUUGCCUCACACGCUAAAACUUGGCUUGGUUUUAAAUAAUUUCGUAUUCGUUGAGUAGUUUUCGUUCUCUCUCGGGCAUCGUAUUGUUUUCUACCGGCUUGAAACGAGCGAACGAUAUCGGAACAUGCUAUUGUAUAAUUACGAAGGUGAUCUUAGCAAUUUUUAAUAACGUAACCUUGAUAUUAUGUCCACUGUAAUUUUCUACGUGUCUAAUGUUUACCGAUGGAAGGAGCUUCAUUACGUAGUUUGCAUUUGAGGUAACUAUUAGACGAAUGCGCAAGUGAUUUCAACCAAUCGGAAUGAUUUUUAUUGAAGUGGAUUUCGUAGUUUCUAGAUUCAUUUUGUUUCAAUUCACGGACGUAAUUAACUUCCGAUAUAAAGAGAUGUAACGAUAGCAAUACUAAUUAUUGUAUCAUGACAGUAAUAUUAAUCGUAUUUGUUCAUUAUGCUCGCUUAUAUCCUUGAAAAUCUUUCUACGUAAUACCUACAUAUAUUUUUAGAAUUUUAUCAGAAGAUAAAGUUAGUGUGUUCGUUAAUGUGUGUGUGUGUGUGUGUGUGUGUGUAUGUUUCCUAGUUUUGACGUAUUCUUUUAUUUCGAUUAUUUUUCUAUAGUUCGUCAGUAAAUUAAAAAUCAUUGUCAAGUAAUUAAAAUUAAUAUUUAUCGUUCAGCAUCAAAAAUUGACAGUAAACAAUUGAAAUUUUUCAAAUUGAAUGGUUUUCGUCAGAAUUAGGAUUAUUGCAAUGCUAAUUAAAAAAUCGUUUUUUAUUGUCGAAACAAAGCAGAUGCGUAUGAUAUUCCGAUAUCCCAUGAUAAAUGAAGUUAUCAAUACAUUAAAUAAUUCUUUUUCCCAAGUUUUCAGCUUAUUGUACAGCACGUUGCAAUGUUUAACAUAUUAUUCAAUAUUACUAAAUUUUGUUAUUUUACUUUUAUAUCAUUUUCAAUAUUAUUUCAAUUUUUUUUUUUUUUUAUUUUCAACAUUACUAAUCUACCAAUUAAUCAAUCCAGUGUUCAGAAGUUAACGUCUUUCUAAUAGAAUGAAAGCAAUGAAAUACGAGUCACGAACGGAAGAAAGUAAAACUAGCCAAUGUUGAUUCGUUUGUUAAAAUCAAGACACGAUCGAACAGAGAUUCUCUUAUAUAAACGUUGCUUGCAAAAUACAAAUUUAUCUCGAUAUUUGUCAAGUCACUCUUGUCAAACUCUCCUAACCAAGAGAUCUGCGACAAUUAAUAAGAGGUCCCGAGAAGGGGAAAGUAGCAUAAUGACGGAGGAAUACGUGUCUUCUUUAACCAACAAAAUGACGAUCCUUGGGCUCGCAUGAAUUGUAUAAAUCGAUCACACGUCAAUGCGAAACAAGCUAAACUUUUGCAUACAGAAUAGUAAAGAUGUCUGGAAUGGAGAAUGUCACCAAUCUCGGUCUACGAGUGGAGAAAUUCAAGAAGAAUUUCCUCAAGCACUUCCAAGCCAAUUAUCCAACCUUGUAUCAUAUUUUCCUCGAUCCGAUAGGCACUCAUAAAAAGUCGCGUGCGUUCAUCGGUUUUCUGCUUGGAUUUUUUCUCGGCGUUCUUCUAUACGAAUGCAUUAUCAUUGAUCUACAAUUCGAUCCGUAUACGAGCGUGUGUCUCGGUGGUAUCGUAAUUACAAUGCUCUCGAUUGGAUGUGCUAUGUCGAUUCAGGUGAGAUGCAUUUGCAUUCUAACGAUACCAGCGUUUUUUGGCCGAGCAGGUCGAAGUAUGUUGAGAGCACUGAUCCUUGGUUACGUAAUUGCCGGGCCAUUGUUCAAUUUAGUAUACAACGCCAAGGAAGUAGUGAGAACGUUCGGUUGUACCACUCAGCUAACGUACAAUCUUACCAAGACGCGAUUUGACUUAAUGUUCAAACCAUUUCAACAGGCGAUCCUUGCUAUGAAAGCGGAUUCAAACGAGAUAAAAGAGACCCUGUCUUCGGUGAGGGAUUUGAUGAGCCCGAUUGUCGAAGAAGUGGAGGGGGAGAGUGAAAUGUUACGAUUGAAAGAGGAGAACGAUUACCUGGACGAGUUGCAAGGUGACACGAAGAGAAGCAAGGAGAUCGAAGAGAAGCACGAGAAGAAAGCUGAGAAAGCCAAAUCGGACGCGGAAGCGUACGAAGCGAACUAUAAGAAGAAGAUUGAAGCUCGAUGCGAGGAGCAACUUAGUCGCGGUGCUGGAAGAUGCAGGGACAUGUUCGGCAACGCUUAUGACAAGUGUUACGAAGCAGUGACGAUAUUCGUUGCUUGGCUCCUGUGCUGGCCGAUGAAGCUGACUUUCGUUUGUAAUCUGGUCCAAGCACUGGGUGGUUCUAGCAUCUGUGAUCCUGAAGGGAAGGUGGAUAGCGGCAUCGGCGAAGGAUACGUCGCACUGAAAAGUGCGCGGGACGAAUUCAGCAGAAGCUUGAAGGACGCGAAGCUCCAGUACAAAGUGAAGAAGCCUUCGGUGAUUUUGGAUCUCCAAGACUCGGCGUAUGCGGCAAAGGCGGUGAUACACGAAUUCGCUGUGCGAAGAAGGCUUUUCGAGUCGGUGAUGACCAUCGUGAAAAGAUGCUUGUCCUUUGUAUUUCUAAAAAUUAUCCUCAACGCUCAGACCUACCACGACAAAUAUUUAACCGACAUUGAGUUCGAUAACGUGUACGUGACGCCUUAUUUUCGGAAAAUAGACGCGAGGAGGAAAGCACGCGGCAGUGUGACCCUGUUACCAUUGAAGAAAAUAGAGCAGAGGAAGUUCGUUGAUCCCUAUGCCGUGAAACCGAGCAAAGCGGAAAGAUUUCAUUUGACUGGACAGACAGUUAAGUUGCUCUUCGAACUCAUCACUGCCACAGUUUUCGUCAUUCUGGAUUGGUUGUUCUACGAAGCGUUGGAUUUAAUUAGGAGGCACGCUUAUAUGGAGUACACUCAGGCUGGCCUGCACGACCUAUCACUCGAAAUCCGUGGCACCGGAGUGGUCGCUUCACUGAUCAGAAGCGCGAUCCGCGGUUUCAACGUGAAGAAACGGAUCAAAACUGUCGUUACGAACAGCGCGUGUCUUCCGCGGCCCACGAAACUGCCCACUUACGUAAUCAUCAAGAUUUACGGCACAUUCCUCGCCAUUUUCCUCCUCAUCUUCCUGUCAGUGUACACCGAACGGCUACGACGUGGAAUCUGCUCGUUCUUUUAUCGAAGAAGGGAGAAGAGACGGGUGUUGUACCUCUACAACGAGAGCCUACGACGUAGGCUGUCGCACGCCAAGUCCAUGAGGGCCAAGGUGAAGAACAUGGUAAGGACGCGUCAUUUGGAGAACGAGGCGAAUUUCUGGCUGGCUGUGAGGCUCAAGUGGCCAGAUCGUUUCGGCUGGCUCAGGUUCUUCGCCUGCGCCAGAGAUAGGUGUUUGAUUUGCGGCGACACGGAGCCUAGAAAAGAGCCGAGGUACCGGGCUUGCGCCACGCCAGGUUGCCCUUUCUUGCACUGUGCCGAAUGUUGGCGAGACGUGGGCAGGGUUUGCUACGCCUGCACCGAGUUCUCCGAUACCGAGACGGAGGAAUACGACACUCAGCGUAGUGAUUUUUAAUUCGCUCGUUGAAGCUCAACGAAACACAGGAAAAAAUUUUUUUUAACAAUUCCGAUCUCGAAAUUAUUUGAAACUGACGACGAGCAACAUAUUACACUUUCUUGACUGACUGUAAUUAAAGUUGUGCGAUCGUAAUAAUUAUUCGCCGACAAAUAAAAUAAUCUAGGGUCCAAACUACGAUAUCAUCAGAAACGUGUAAGGCCAUCUCUACGUAUAAAUCUCACGUAGCAAACUUGACAAGAAGUCUCAGAUUUCACGGGGAAGGAACGAGAAAACUUAAAACGUGCAUUUACUAGGUUGAAUUUAUGAGAGCCGUGGUACUCGAACGGAAUAGAAAACGUCCGACAGUACCAAGUAAAAUACUUCCUAGUUCUGUAAUAAUGGUAUUAUCGGAUUCAAGGAACAUCCGCGUCUCUAUUAAAUCUCCAAUGAUGUCGACGUCGUAUCAAGGCAAUGUACAUAAGUGUAAUGAGUUCCAGACGCGGAACGAUUUACGUUUAUUUCGUGUAAUUCAAGGAAAGGUUGCGAUUAUCCGAUGAAUCUAUUGGAAUACCACAUCAGAGUUUCGCAAAUUGCAUAAAAUUCUGUUUACGCGUGCAAAGAAAGCAAAGACUAAAAUAUUAUUCUUUGCUUUCUUUGUGCUAUCUUUUUUUUUUUAUUCAAUUUAACACUAAGAAUAAACUGAUACCAAGCUUAGAAAAAGAACAACUUGUUAGAUUCACGGACAUGUGUUUCCUGGAAAUAUUUAUGAAGACAAUCUAUGAAGUAUUUUCUAAAUUAUUUUUGGAACGUUCAAUACAUAUUUAACUUGACAACU